This is a messenger RNA of Salarias fasciatus (jewelled blenny), 1164 nucleotides long. RefSeq names its product family with sequence similarity 81 member B (gene fam81b). Lineage: Eukaryota; Metazoa; Chordata; Actinopteri; Blenniiformes; Blenniidae. The coding region runs from base 1 to 1050 and encodes 349 amino acids. The record is from RefSeq and is a predicted model, not a curated record. The transcript is spliced from 7 exons.
AUGUUCGACUGUUUAUUUCCCUGCUUAAGGCCUGAUGACUUGGAGCAUGGGUGCAGUCAGGACGUGGCGCUGGCCGUGCUGCUGGACCAGGCUUUCAGGAUCAGGGAGGAGGUGGCCGCAGGUCUGCAGUCCAAACGCGGCUCCGUCCAGGUGGAGGCAGUUUCCCGCAAGCUGCUGGAGAGCCACAUCCUCACCAUCACACGCAUCGUGAAGCAGCUCAGCAGCGACAUGCAGGUGCUGGAGAAGCAGAUCACCCAGCGGGAUUCUGUGACGUCUUUAACCACAGCGGCAGUGCAAAACCUGGACCAGAAAAGCAUGGCGAGCAUCGGAGACUUGAGAGGAAGAGUAGCCAGGUGCGAUGCCAGCAUCGUCAAGCUGAGAGCUGACGUGAGCUCUGGGGAGCAGCAAGUGAUUAAACUGCAGAAGGAUGUUGAAGGGCUCAGAGCAGCUGUGGAGGCACAUCUCAAAGUGCUGGAAGUCAAGCUUCAGCGGGGUGUUGGGAACCUGGAAGCCUUGAUGGAAAAGCGAUCCCAGAGUGAACAGAGCUCCAUGUCUGACUUUCAGAGACAAGUUACACUGCUGGAAAACAGGAUGUCAGGAGAGAUAAAGAAAGUCUCGGAGCAAACAGAUCUGCUAAGGAAGUGGACAGAACAACAGCUCAACGCCCACGUGCAGACACUUGCACAGAGCAGUGUGCAGCUCCGCUCACUUCUACAAGACAAAAUGUUGGAGGCAGAGUCUCGGUUGUCGGAGCGUGUUCUGGCUCUGGAGGGGCGUGUGGAGCGCUGCGAGGGACGCCGCAGUCAGACCGACGAGCUGAAGCACUGUGAAGCCAAACUCAGUAGAAGAAUGACCUCAGUGGAGAACGGCGUCCAUCAGCAGCUGCAGCUGCUCAAACAGGAGUACCACACAGGGUUCCUCUCUGUGCACGAUGCAAUAGAAUCCCUCAGGAAGAUAUGUGACAUCAGAUCCCGUCUUGACAAGGAGAAGCUUCAGAGGGAUAACCGGCACCUUCGCCCCAGAGUGCCAGAGCUCGGUAACACGGACUGAAAAGGAGCCCUUCACUUGACUGUCACACCGGCCCUGAAGCAGCCGCUCGGAUCAAAUCAUCCAGAGGCGACACUCUGUGAGUGACAGCGUUGAUCGUUUCUUCACUAUCCUUCC